This is a messenger RNA of Ambispora gerdemannii, 576 nucleotides long. The record is from the annotation of a GenBank genome assembly. NCBI's taxonomy places the organism in Eukaryota, Fungi, Glomeromycota, Glomeromycetes, Archaeosporales, Ambisporaceae.
AUGGUUGAUGCUAUAUGUAUGAACUCGCUUAAUCUUCGCGGAAUCGUGUUGGUGGGAUUAUACACUCCGAACGCAAUCCCUUUGCUAGAAACAUGCAAGAAUCUUGAACACAUCAGCAUCAAUACUUUAAGUUUGCCAAACUUGUUUGAUAUGCUGAAAGAAAGUCUUCCGCCGACUUUAUAUUCUCUUGAGAUUCUCUGUCCAUAUUCUGGCAUAAGUUUCGACUCAAAUUCAAACAAAAAUUUCUUUGAUUUCCUGACUGCCAAUCAAAAUCAUUUGAAAAUUCUUUCAAUCCAUGAUCUUGAUUUUGUCAAUGAUCUAGUAGAUAUUGCAAGUGAUUGUUAUGGAAAGCCGAGACUUUUCCGGAUUAUUUUCCGCGAUUUGAAUAAUGAUGUGGUUAUGUUCACAGAAGUAUAUCAAGCAUAUCAUCGAACAGAGACGGUAUUCAGCUACUGGAAUCGUAGGGCUGUGAUGAAUAGAGCUAAACAUGGCCUCGGUGAACAUUUCUCCGGGCAUGGCCUAUUAUUGAUCUAUUUCAAUCCUUUAACAUGCAUGAAGGUAGCUAGUAAAUAUUGA